AUGGAGGAUAUCAAUUCAACCAUCAUAGACACUGCAGAUGACAUCCAUAAUUUGGUCGACCGGUUCACGGAGUUAGGGCAUGUGAACAAUCCAACCAUAUACAUCGACCUAGAAGGUGUAUACCUUUGCCGCGAUGGUUCCAUUUCCAUCCUAACUCUUCUGUUCAACACUGGCCUUCCGAAACCGGACGUCGUAAUCAUCGAUGUGCAUAAGCUGGGCAAACAAGCGUUCGAGACUACUGUAGCCAAAGGAAGCACGCUAAAGGGUAUCCUUGAAGAUAAAAGAUUCACGAAGGUCUUUUUCGACGUUCGUAAUGAUUCAGACGCUCUAUUUUCUCAUUUCGGCGUUGUAUUGGAAAGGAUCGAAGAUGUCCAGUUGAUGGAGAGUGCAACGAGGAAGACCACGACAUCGAGGAAGUUCGUGACGGGCCUGACCAAAUGCGUCGAGAACAAUGUAUUCAGAGGCAUCCAUUGGAAUGACCGACGUGGCUGGCUGAUGGCCAAGUCGAAAGGAGAACAAUUUUUCAAAAAGGAAUAUGGUGGCUCUCAUGAAGUUUUCAACAAGCGUCCAAUCUCAGACGAUAUUAUCUCUUACUGUGUUGCUGAUGUCCAGUAUCUUCCCAAGUUACGGGAGAUAUUCUGGACGUCACAAAACUCUCAAUGGCGGGACCUGGUUGUCGCAAAGUCGAUGGAGCGUGUCGUGGCAUCUCGAAGAUCAGAUUACCAGCCCCAUGGCCAAGAUAGGGUGGUUGCUCCAUGGAGUGAAGAAGAACACGCUACCCUAAAUUUAUUGAACUAUACGCCUUCGCCGAAUUACUUGAAUCAUUUCGAGCCGGAUGAUGCUUGGUACGAGAGAGACGAUUGGGAUAACGAGGAGGAUGAGGAUUGGGAUAAUAGCUCUAGCCCACGGAUUGGUAAGGCAUCGAGAAAAUAUCAAAAAGAUGUUAGACCGAAACCCGUGUAG
Aaosphaeria arxii CBS 175.79 is the source of this 963-nucleotide messenger RNA. RefSeq lists its product as uncharacterized. The record is from RefSeq and is a predicted model, not a curated record. Gene Ontology annotation, biological process: nucleobase-containing compound metabolic process. Gene Ontology annotation, molecular function: 3'-5' exonuclease activity; nucleic acid binding. The transcript has 2 exons. NCBI's taxonomy places the organism in Eukaryota, Fungi, Ascomycota, Dothideomycetes, Pleosporales. Bases 1 to 963 code for a protein of 320 amino acids.